GCCGUUCACAUAUAUUAGACGGAAAAUAGGGAGUUAAAUAGCCCGCUAACUCGAAGGCCAAUUCCAUUUCCUAGUUCCAACCCACAAGCCACGACUCGAGACUUCCCGUUGCAGUGAAAUGAUGCCUCUAGUUGUUUCAUUGUUCCCUUGGUUUCACCAGUACGCCCUUUUGAUCAUCCCCUUCCUCCUCCCCUUGUUGGUGUUCUGUUUUUUCUUCUACGGCCAAAAGAAGGCUCUGCAAUCAAAGAGAAGAAAGCUUACAUCGCUUCCCUCCCCGCCAAGGCUUCCCGCCUUGGGCAACCUCCAUCAGCUCGGCUCCCUCGCGCAUCGCUCCUUGCAAUCGCUCUCCGAGAAGUAUGGCCCUCUGAUGCUCUUCCACUUCGGCCGCAUCCCCACCGUCAUCGUCUCCUCACCUCAAGCAGCUCAGGAAGUCAUGAAGGCCCAAGACCUUGUCUUUGCGAGUAGGCCAAAGUCGAGCAUGGCUGACAGGCUUUUAUACCAUUCUCAUGACGUUGCCUUCUCACCCUACGGCGACUACUGGCGGCAGGUGAGGCGAAUCUGCGUCGUCCACCUACUCAGCCUCAGGAGGGUGCAAUCAUUUCAGUUGGUUAGAGAAGAAGAGGUAGCGGUAAUGAUUGAUAGCAUUCGUCGCGCCGCCUCUAGCACGCAACCUGUGAAUCUUAGCAAGUUGAUAUCUAGCCUCACCUACGACGUAAUCUGCAGAGUGGCAUUUGGGAGGAAGUACUCCGAGAAGGAGGGUGGUGAGAACGGCGUCCGGGAAAUGCUUAGAGAGUUCACGGCGCUGCUGGGAACGUUCCCUACGAGGGACUUCAUUCCAUGGCUGGGUUGGGUUGAUUGGUUGAGAGGCUUGGAUGCAAGGGUAAGGAACACCUCCAAACAGAUAGACUGUUUGAUCGAGAAAGUAAUAGAGGACCAUCUCCAUGUUAAGAAUGAUGGAAGGGAUGUUUAUAAGGACAGCGGCGACUUCGUCGAUGUUCUGCUCUCCCUCGACAAUGACAAGGAUGACAGCAUCGGCAGUUCUCUCGGCAAGGACAGCAUCAAGGCUCUUAUUAUGGAUAUGUUUGCUGCUGGUACUGACACGACAUACACGGUGAUAGAAUGGGUGAUGGCAGAGCUUGUCAGACACCCGAAAGACAUGAAAAGAGUGCAAGAGGAAGUAGGAAAGGUGGUUGGAUUAAAAGAGAAGAUAGAAGAGGAAUUACUAGAUGAGAUGAACUACCUGAAGGCAGUGAUUAAAGAGUCUCUGAGGUUGCACCCGCCAAUUUCUUUACUAGUUCCCCGGGAAUCCAUCGAAGAUACCCAGCUGCAAGGCUAUGACAUCCCAGGAGGGACUAGAGUCAUGAUCAAUGCUUGGGCAAUUGCGAGGGAUCCCAGAUCAUGGGAGAGGGCCGAGGAAUUUUGGCCUGAUAGGUUUUUGAACAGUUCUGUGGAUUUCAAAGGGCAGGACUUCCAAUUUAUACCAUUUGGUGCUGGCCGGAGAGGCUGCCCUGGCAUUGGUUUUGCGAUCUCCACCAUCGAGCUUGCUCUUGCCAAUUUACUGCAUCAUUUUGAUUGGGAGUUGCCCAAUGGGAUGAUAGAGGAGUCACUGGAUAUGACUGAAUCAGCUGGACUUACUGCACACAAGAAAUUGAAUCUGAUUCUUGUGGCAAAACCUCGAAUCCUUUAAGUCAGUUAAACUGUAUUUCUCUAUGCUGUAUUUUCAUUUGGCAUUUUAUUGAUUACAUUUCGAUCAUGGGUUCCAUGUUUAACAUUGUAUAGCAAAGAACGACUAAACGUUGCAUGAAGCAUGGCUAUGGUAUAUAAUGGACUUGUUAUCUAUUAUUAGAGAGAAAAUGCUGAACUUAUUAUCUGUAAAUAUUUUUU
This is a messenger RNA of Phoenix dactylifera (date palm), 1884 nucleotides long. Its product is annotated as cytochrome P450 71A1-like. The record is from RefSeq and is a predicted model, not a curated record. NCBI's taxonomy places the organism in Eukaryota, Viridiplantae, Streptophyta, Magnoliopsida, Arecales, Arecaceae. Gene Ontology annotation, molecular function: monooxygenase activity; iron ion binding; oxidoreductase activity, acting on paired donors, with incorporation or reduction of molecular oxygen.